This is a messenger RNA of Closterium sp. NIES-65, 6135 nucleotides long. The record is from the annotation of a GenBank genome assembly. Lineage: Eukaryota; Viridiplantae; Streptophyta; Zygnematophyceae; Desmidiales; Closteriaceae.
AUGAGGCUGACCCAUUCGUUUCCUCCUCCCCCUUCCCCUCUCCCCCGCUUCCUCUCUCCCCGCAUGCGCUGUGCACACACGCGCACGCUCCAUUCUCCGCAAACCACCCUUUCCCCCUUCGCGAUGCAGCCACCGGUAUUCCCGAGGCGACUCCCCCGGUUCAGGGCCCUCAACGCCAGGCGACACGCGGGGGCUGCGGGUCACCGGAACAACGCGCCGCUCCAAGCCGCAGAUGCCGGCGUCAAUGCGGACGGCGUGCGCGUUCAGCUGUUCCCCGAUGAAGGCUGCGCGGGUGGGCGCGCGGAAGGUUGCACGGGUGGGGGAGCGGAAUGUUGGGCGGACUUUGCUGCGUGGGAGAGUGGAACGGGGAGAGGGUUAAGUGGAGAGGGGGCUAAGGAGAAUGGAAGGGGCGUUAGCGCGGAACUGAAGCCGCCCUCCCCCCGCCUUCACGCGCAGCAUGCUUCGCGCCCCCGGCCGCCUUCCCCCCGCUCCGCGUCUCCCCGCUCUGCGCAGCCAAACUCCCUGCAGAUCGGCGUGCGCCGUCUCCCCUCCCCUGCCGUCGGCCCCCCCGCGCUCCGCGAGGAUCCCCGCGGGCGCGCGCGAAGCCUCGGCGUGGUUGCGGGUGGCGGCAGGGGUGGCGGAAAUGGCGUGUCCACCCUCUCGCCGCGUCCACGUGGCAACAGCUUAUUGGCUUCGCCGCUUGACGUCAGCACGAUCAAACCCGGUGCGCUUCAAACGAAUGGAUUGUCGUCGCCACGUCAGCUUGACGGCAGCGGGUAUGUAACGCCACCUCAGCAUGACGUCAUCGACUGGGACAGCGCGAGCGGCGGAAGUGGCGGGAUGCCUUUCGGGGAGGAGAAUCUUGUCGCAGCAGCGGCGGCGGCGGCGGCGACGGUUGCGGCGGCCAAUGCUGGUGACGACAUUCCUUCUAGCGCGUAUUACGGUGCCACUGACGCAGCUUCUGCUUCUGCUGCUGCGCCCAACGGAUACGUACCCGCUCCCACGACACUGCCGGCGCGAAGGCCUAGUAUCGGUUCGCGCCAUAACGGAUCAUUAAACGCGCUGAAACACGUCCCGCAACUGCAGCAACCGCAACAGCAGCAGCAACAGCCUCACGACACGCACGAGCAGCAGCACCGUAUUCAUCGCUCCAUUUCGCUCGGCGCUGCUGCGUUGGCAGCUGCUGAUUGGCUGCGUUCCCCCGCGGGGGCAGCUCGGCGCGGAAGCGGCUCCCCUUCCGCCGUGCAUCCACUCCCGCCGCCCCGCACCACCACCAUCGGCGUCACUGGCGCAGGCGCGGCAGCGGGAGACCAGCGCGCGGAAGCUCUGGGCGGAGGGGCGCGCGGAAAUGCGGCGGAGGAAGGGUAUGACGAGGCGAUGGCGGAAGGGACGGGGGAUGUUCUGCGGAGCCGCGUCCGCCGCGCCUAUAACGCGGACGACAGCAAUGAUAACGACGAUGGCCCCGUUAUAAUGACGUGCAGGCUGUUUCCGAGAAGGAGCACGUCGCGUACGUCUCUUAACGGAGGUGGCAGUAGCGCGGACAGCGUGAGCGGAGGGAGCGUGCGUGAAGGGAAAGACGACAAGUACAGCAGGAAACCGAAACGAAGCAUCUCUUGGGGGGGAUGGAUGAAAGCAGGGGGAAGCGGAGGGGGAAAGGAAGCAGAGAAAGGGGGAGGAGGAGCAGCGAAGGCUGGUGUGGUUGGGACGUUUGGUGUAACAAGCAACAAUGGGGGGGAAAGGAGUGGAUAUAAACCUGACCCUCAGCAAAAACUGAUACCCAAUGGGCGGAGUGAAGAGGUCCUUAACGCGUACAAGGCCCUGACUCAGCAAUCCGCCACGUGGAACCAGCUCAACGCCGGUAAUGACGUCACACCUAGUGCUGCUGGCGUCACGGUACCGCCCACCCCUGCUCCUGGUGCUGCUGCUGCCGAGGCUGCUGCUCUCGCCGAAGCAAGUGCCCGAGCCUGCCGGCUAGCCUUGCCAGCGGAGUCCGAAGCAGCAGUGAGCUUCUCUCAAGCUAUAAGCUUUGCAGGCUCGAAUCAGGAAGGAGUUAGAGGCACACAACAAGAGGAGAAGGAGGGAGGAGCGGUGGUGGGGGGGGAACAGCAGCAGCAAGAGCAACGGGAGCGAGUGCUCGGGGAAUACCAGCUGGAAGACGAACGGAGAGCAGCAGAAGCAGCAAAGGGAGCAGUAGAAGCAGCAAAGCGAGCCGCAACUCGUUUUUCAGCAGCAGCAGCGGUGGCAGCGGCAAAGGGAGCGCGGUUGGAGGCGGUGGAGAGCGCUGUGAGGGCAGCGAGAGCGGCAGUGGAGCAGGGGGCAUUGGAGGGUGCGAAUGUGGCGACUCUGGUGGGGCACUACAAUUCCCUGCUACGGCUGCAAGAGCAGAUGGAACGGCAAGAGAAGGCAGAACGCCAAGGGGAGGGAGAGAUGAAGGAGAAGGGAGGGGUGGAGGAGAAGGGAGGGGUGGAAGAGGGGGGAGAGGAGGAGGAGGGAGUUGAAGCCCCACAGCUGCAGAAGCAGAUGGAGCGACUGCAGCAUCAAGAGAAGAAUGGCAAAAAGGCGGCGAGCCAACAGCAGCAGAGGCAGCAGCUGCAGGGGCAGCACAGUCAAGGGCGCGUGCGCAGUGGCGAAGAGAGAGGGCGCAAUGAGGAAGUGAGAGGGAACAGUCAGGCCCUUCCUCGCCGGUCCCGCUCGCUCACUGUCGCCAACUCAGCAUCUGCAUCUUUCAAGGGACGGCCGGGAUCGUCCGCACAUGCAGCAGAGCAAAACCCGCUCCGCUCUCUCCUCCACGCGAGGCCACCAUCGCCAACAGCAGCCGCACCGGGCUGCACCAUCCAGCACCGCAUUCAACCGGGUUCGACCGCUGCACGGUCAGUGGCAGCAGCCACGGCAGCACAGCCAGCAGCGUCGGCAUCGGAAUUAUCAGCGUCAGCUGUCGGCACUGUCAGUGCCACUGUCAGCGCCAGCCUUGCUGCCAGCCUGGCUGCCAGCUUGGACUCGAGGAGGCCAGGGGAGGAGGGGAGUGAGUGCGCCUCUCACAGCUGCUCCGUGGGCUGUGGCGAGGCACAGGGGCGUGAGGGGAGUGAGUGUGAUUGCCUGGGUUAUGAUGGGGAGGGCAGGGGGAGUGAGGGGUGUGGAGAGGAGGUUUUGGGGGGGGGGUGGGCGGAGUCUAGAGUGGGAGGUUUCAGAGAGGGUGAGAGAGAGAGGGAGGAGGAGGAGGAGGAGGAGGAGGAGGAGGAGGAGGAGGAGGAGGAGGAGGAGGAGGAGGAGGAGGAGGAGAGGAGGGAAGAGGAGCAAGAGGGGAUGGAAGAGGAAGAUGAGGAGAGGGAAGGUGAGGAGGAGCAGCAUGACUACAUUAUGACGCUGGACCAACACCACACAGAAGCCAUUUCUCAUACUGAUGUUGAGGGCUUGAUCAGAGGAACCCUAAGCCUUCUCACGUAUGCUGUGGCUAACUUGCCCAUUCAGCAGCAGCAGCUGCUGUGGCUGGAUCAGUUGCAGCAGCAGGAGCAGCAGCAGCAGCAGCUGCAAGAGCAGGGAAUGCUGCCUUUACCAUCAGGUGCACUGGACUACCCUACUCAUUCCACCAACCCGUUUCUUGAGGUGCUUGGAGAGGAGGUGGUUAAAGAGAGGGUGGAAAAAUCAGAUGGGUACGAGGGGGUUCAGGCAGGAAAUGGUGCAACAGUCACCAGUAACGCACCGCCCGCGACGUCGCCUAGCGAUGAGGCGAUUGUUACUCAGCGACCUUCCCUUCCAGUCACCCCAGAGGAAGAGAACGACGCGAGCCGGAAGGAAGGGACAAUCCAGAAGGGUGAGUCGGGUAUCGGCGAGUCGCUGAGCGCCACGUGGCAUCGCAACCGCCUGCACGUGCUGGACGCGCCCACGAAUGGCGCCCGAACCGAGUUGAGAUUUUCAGAAGUGACUUCACGUGAUUCGUCAAGUCUUGACCAGCUUGACCCUGUUGACCACAUGGAACCAUCUACGGGCAAUCAACUCGCAAGCGAUGGCUUGGCGGCUGGGAUCGCGUCUCGCGAGCUGACGCAAGGAAAGGUCGCCGGAUCGAAUCUGGGUGGCGCAAACUUGGUUGCUGAGGGAGCAGCAAUGGAGGAGAAGGACGAGAAAAGGGCGGUGGGGGAAACACAGGAGGAGGCUCUGUACCGGCAGCAGAAGGAGCAGCAGGAGCAGGAGGAGCGGGAGGUGGGGGGGGCGGGAAGCGAGCUGCUGCCUGUGCGGGACGCGUGCGUGUUUGACGUCGCGCGGGGCCAGUUUGUGGUCGUCGAACAAGCGACACGUACACGGGGCUUCCGUUUCACCGCUGCCGACGCGUGGCGCCCCGCAACGGGCGGUUGCGACGACGGAGACCUUCGCACGCGCGACGAGUGCGACUGGAACGGCGUGUCGUUUACUAUCGCACUCGGCGGAGCGAUCGAAGCGGAGGUCGACGGGGCAACUGUGGAAGACCCUGUAUGGCCCUGUGUGCCCUUCCCCCGUUGCCUGUUCUCCGCCGCCGCUUGCGCGCACACCGUGAUUGCGGGAGAUGUCGCGACGCCUGAGAAGCACGUAGCCGCGGCCUCUACGGCUUCCGCCAGUGACGCCCGCGCAGCCUUCACCGCCUCUACCGCCGCCGCUACUGCUGCCGAGAAGCGCGCGGCGGCGUUCCGAAGGAGCGCGGGUGGCGCUCUCCACAUGCGGUCUCUGGGGAGCUUCUUCCCCGGUGGGGAGGAGGUUGUGGGGGCAAACGGCGGAGGGGGAAGCGGAAGCGGAAGCGGAGGAGGGGCAGGAAGUCCGUUUUCUGGGGGUGGGCAGGCUUGGGUUAAGCAACACGAGGGCGUGGGGGGUGGAGAAAGCGAGGGAAAUGGCGGAGAUAAGGGAAACAAGGGCAACGGUGGGAAUGGGGGAAUGAAGAGCGCAGUGGUCGCAGGGGAUGGGAUGAAGGCGCGGGCGCAAGUCGGGAGUGGAAUGGCGGGAAUGGCUAAGGACGGGGAAGGGAGUGCGGCGAAUGUGGAAGAGAGUGAGAACGAGUUCAAGCGGGCGAUGGGCAGGUGGGGAGUCGGAGGGGGAAACGGAGGGGGAGGCGCAAUAGGUGGGGACGCCUCGAGCGCGGGUGGAGGAGGGGGGGCAUUUAAAAGAAACUCCAUGAACGCGGGGACGGCGGAGCUGACGAGUGGAACAGGCUUCCCCAGCAACGGCCAGACGUCGGGAUUCAAAUCUGCAGGGAACGGCCAGACCAAUCAGCUAACGAGCGGCACUGGUUUUCCCAGCAACGGCCAGACCGUGACGCGGUUCGGCGCGCAGACGAACGGAUGGGCGGACGCGUCGGGGCCUUUCAGGCGCGCAUUCGCCGCGGCGUGCGGGUACGGCGCGCGGACGAGGCAGCGAGCCAUGGUGCACGUGCCCGGAAACGCGGUGUUCCGGAUAUUCCCGAUGGAGAUCCAAGGGCCGUGCGGCGCUGGACUGAUUGUUCGGAUUGAUGGGGCGAUUCAAGCGUUUUUCAACACGGCGGCGUAUCCGCGACCCGAGAGCAGCAAGACGUGGGCGAUGCUUGGUUUUGACGGGAUUGAUAAUCUCGUCGUCGCGGGGAGCGGCUAUUUGGACGGCUCGGGGCGCGCGUGGUGGGGCAAAGGGAAGCGCCCCAUGCUCAUGCAUUUCUCGGAUUGCCGAAACUUGCUAAUAUCGGGGAUCACCUACAGGAAUCCGGGCAAGAUCCACCUGAAGGUAAAGGCAAGCACGGGUGUGAUGAUCCGGGGGGUGCGCACACUGGCUCCUUGGAACAGCCCCAACACGGACAGCAUCAGCAUCAGCUCAUCUUCUAAUGUGGUUGUCAAGGACUCGAGACUCGAAUCAGGCGAUGAUGGUGUGGCAAUAGUGGGCAUGACUCGCAACGUGCUUGUGGAGAAUAUCACAUGCAUCAACGGCCAUGGCAUCAGCAUUGGAAGCCUGGGAGCUGAAGGGGCUCUGGGGUGCAUCCAGGGUGUGACUAUACGUGACGUCACCUUCCGGGGCUCUAACAACGGCCUGCGCAUCAAGACGUACCAAGGAGGCGUGGGACUGGUGUCCAAUGUCUCGUACGAGAACGUGCAAAUGACAGAUGUUACAUAUCCUAUCGUCAUUAACCAGACCCCGAUAAAACCCUAA